Molecule: messenger RNA, 1177 nt
Organism: Thalassophryne amazonica
Lineage: Eukaryota; Metazoa; Chordata; Actinopteri; Batrachoidiformes; Batrachoididae
Gene: mrpl52
Product: mitochondrial ribosomal protein L52
Exons: 5
Coding region: 41-430 (129 amino acids)
Biological process (GO): mitochondrial translation
Cellular component (GO): mitochondrial large ribosomal subunit
Molecular function (GO): structural constituent of ribosome
Source: RefSeq, a predicted model, not a curated record
UGGCGCCAUCUGCUGGAAGAAGGCAGACAGUGCAGGCAACAUGGCGGCGGCCGUGAGGUCGUUGUGUCGUUCAGUGCUGAGACACUCCAGCAGACAGUUUAGCACCACAUGUGGAUGUCAGGCUGGAGAUAAAUGGAGGAAUGAGCAUGGACUCGCCCGCAGCGGCUCAGAGUACGGACCCAUGACAGAUCUGCCUGACUGGUCCUUUGCAGAUGGAAGACCAGCACCUCCAUCAAAGGGAUACCUGAGACGGCGGCAAACCAGAGAGGCCUUAUCGAGACGUAUUGUGAUGCUGAACUCUGAGAUGGAUUUUGGAAUAAAAGCCUACAGAGAGCGACAGGAGGAGGAACAAAGGAAGGAGGAGCACCAAAAGUCUCUGCUGCUCAAACCUAAAGGGAAGUUGUUACUCAAGAAAAACUCUCAAAGUUAGACUCGGAGUUUGACGCUUGUCCAUUUUUUAUUAUUAUUUGAGCUCUAAUGUUUUGAUGUAAUAAACGUCACUUCUGUCUGUCUGGAUGCUAUUUGGAGUUUUGAUGUGAACAAACGGGGCUAAAACGAGUUCUGAUAAGUCGUGGCUCAGACUGUCCACUAGGAGGCAGCCUCUCUCCGGCUGAAGUUUGGCUGAAGGCUCCAACUCCAUUUCGUCUGGAUCAGAGCUCAGAGAGGAGGUUCUUAGCUUUUGGCCCAGAAGAGGAAGGGCGGAGCCGGCAAACACAAAGCAGCACUGACUCGUGUGAUGUCAUAAAACACAUAAAGAAUGUUGCUCAAGCACACAGAUCGGAGGAAAAAAGUUUAAAAACAAACAUUUUUAACACCACUGGGCAGAUAAAUCAUAAAAAAUAAAUGGGCACUAAAGCCCAGAUGGAGUACCAGGUUCGACUUGUCAGCGCUCUGAAGUGAAGUUUUUAUGGAGCAUCUGUAAAAAUGGAAAAUGUUGGAAUGAGCUGUUCAGCAGUCUGAAGUCUGCAGAGGACAUUUGGUGGCUGGAAGUAAGCCGGCACGCUGUUUGAACCACACAGGCCGAUAUUUAAUACUUUGAGGUCGAAUUCCAGCAGGAAAAACUGCUUCCUGUUUGCUCAGUUACCGUGUAACACAGAGAACCCAAAUCCUCCUUUUUAGCCCCAAAGCAUGGAUUGGUCCUGAAACUGUACAUCAGAAAAAAAAUGAUUAAAAAAAA